AAAUACCGAGGCCCGUUCUAGCAAUGCUACUACUCCAGGCAGACGGGAUGACGAGGAUGAUCAAGAGAUUGACUCACUGGACAACCCAGGACUUGGUGCCCAAAGUGGGCGGGGAGGCAUGUCCUCGUUCCUGUUCAUGACAGUUAUGCUCUUCAUGCUUACGAAUAAUGGUGGAGAAGACCUCGUCGUGCGAAGCCAAUACCGGGAAAGCUUGAAGAACCUACGUUUCCAGCAAUCGAAUUUCAGUGCAUGGCUUUGGUCAGGAGGCAAUGUUGCAGUGAAUGAUUCAGCAGCAAUCAACUUUACACUCCCAGAGACGGAUGAAACCAGUGUACAGCUUGCGCGUUCCGUGAUGAGUUUCGGUGUGCCUUUGCAUCCUGCUUCGGCGUCUUACUACUCGAACAUUACUGGACUCGUGCACGGACCUAUUGAAAUGCAUAAUCUAACUGCGAAUCUCUCAACGUCCUCUGUGCCUCCUGGUAACUCUUAUUCUUCGGAUCCUCAGGUGCUGGAAGAAUCCAUUCCGCCCCCCUGGGUAGACCUCGCCUCUGCAUUUACAAAAGACAUUAACAUGACGGAGGCGCUCGAACUCGCUGGCACAUGGAACUGGAGCGCGCCAAUGGAAAUGGCGUUUCGUGUGAUUGAGAAGCGGCCAGUUCUUCGAUUGGGCGGGAAAGGUGAUGUUCAAAGGAUGAAUGAAUCGGUCUGGUCGGAUAUAAGCUUGAUGCACGGGAGAGUAGAGCUUUCCGAUCGUAAGACUGGAGAUGAAAUCGGUUUUGAUUUAGAAGCCGUUCACUUCACUGAAAAUGGAACGAUUUACGGACUUGCGGAACCAUCAGGCCGACACGUCGACGUACGGGAAAUCCCUUAUCUCGUUCCCGCUGAGUUUUUGAACGCGACCGCUCAAGCGGUAAAUGCUGAGUUACUUGCUCGUAUUCAGCGACUGCAGGACAUGAUUGAUUCCGGUAACAUUGAAAUCGAGACUCAAACGUCUGAGGAUGCGCCGAAAACGACCUGCCCAUUCAUAAUUUAUGCGCAGCUCAUUCCAACGGCUGUGGCAAAAGCCUCGAUGCAGGAGCUUGAAGACGAGAUGGAGAACCCCACUGGCAUCACAACUGUGUCAAGACCUGAGCUAAGGAUGAAUGCAGUAAUGAUGAGCAAAAAAUGUGGUAUCUUGCUCGAGAUGCGAUCUGCAGAGGGCUUGAAAUCUCAGCGCUUCUGGCGGAAGGCCACAACAUACUCUGCGUUGGCUGCUUUGGUUUAUCUCGCUCUGCUUUUGCUCUUUGUGAAGCAGACGGAGGUAAGCCAGACCCCGUCGGGUAUCUCCCGUGUUUCGCGAUGGGCAUUCCUCACGCAAGCAGCUGCGGAUUCUAUCUCAUUUGUUGGACACAUUACGUUCGGAAUCUUUGCGGACGGUAGACCAUCACUCUCGCUCAUCGCACCAGCUUUCCUUGCAGCAGUAUUGUUGGCCUAUGAAGCUCAAUUCUCGGUCCUUAUACAUCAGAUCCAGCAACCCGAGGAUAACACACCGACCCAGCCUCCACCAACUGCCACUGUUACACCUCUAAUGGAGCAACCUGCGCCGUCAAGCACAUCACCGAUGUCUUCCUUAACAACUACUCCUCCCAAUGAACCCUCCGCUUCUCCUUUAGUCCAGCAGACUAAUCGACCAGCACUCGUGACUACACCUCCAGCUCUGGCCACUACUAGAGGAUUCUUAGCUACUGUCUGGAGAAGGCUAAGAGAAAGUCCUCAAGCGCGUUUCUGGUUGUCAAUGUUCCUAGCUCUUGCACUCUUCGUCCGCGUGCUUGUUUCUCCAUCGCUCGCGCUAUUCACUAUUGCUGGAAUUUAUAGUAACUUCUGGAUUCCUCAAAUAGUACGCUCGGCACGUCGUGGAACGACCUCUGGAUUGCGACCCGGAUAUCUUAUUGGGACAACGGCAUGCAGAGCAUACUUUGCAUUAUACCUAUUUGCAUGCCCGAAGAAUGUCUUGGGGAUUGAUACAUCUCCUUGGAUUUUUGCUUUGGUGGGGUUCAUGUUUUUCCAAGUUAUCAUAGUCAUGCUUCAAGAUUAUCUCGGACCCGGAUUUUUCCUCCCGCGGACUUACACACCGAUUAUACAAUACGACUACCACCCUUACAUCCCUCUCCCAGAUGAAGAAGCACCCGAACCAUCACUCGGCGACUGUGCUAUUUGUAUGGAGGCUAUAAUCGUAUCGCCGGGAGCACAAUCACGCCGACGAUCGUUAUCCGAGAAGGCAGCCUCCGGUCACAGGAGAAGUAGUAGCGUAAAAGAGAGAGAAAGGGAAAAGGAGCGAGAACGAGGGAUGCGAGGUAUUUUGGAUAGGAUUGAAGUUGCCACUGGGCGGAAUAAUGGUGUUAGUGUUGGGCUUGGAGGUAGUGGGGCUAGACGGAGCUAUGCACUUGCUCCUUGUCAUCAUUUAUUCCAUACAGCAUGUCUAGAACGGUGGUUGGCUAUCAAGAACAUAUGUCCUCAGUGCCGUCGACCACUUCCUCCGUUGUAGUGUAGAGAUUGAUUCCACAGAAGGAGUUUCGGUAUUAUUGCACGCACGCACAUUUACACAAUACCUCUCUGCUAGCGCCCGUGGAUCUACACCUAUGUCAUAUUUUUUU
Fomitiporia mediterranea MF3/22 is the source of this 2633-nucleotide messenger RNA. RefSeq lists its product as uncharacterized. The record is from RefSeq and is a predicted model, not a curated record. The transcript is spliced from 15 exons. NCBI's taxonomy places the organism in Eukaryota, Fungi, Basidiomycota, Agaricomycetes, Hymenochaetales, Hymenochaetaceae. Bases 119 to 2524 code for a protein of 801 amino acids.